Molecule: messenger RNA, 795 nt
Organism: Paramecium primaurelia
Lineage: Eukaryota; Ciliophora; Oligohymenophorea; Peniculida; Parameciidae
Source: the annotation of a GenBank genome assembly
AUGGAUAUUAAAUGUGAAAAAGGAAUUUGUUAUGAAUGUAAUGGUCGUCCUAAUUGGAUAUUGAAGGAUAAUGUAUAUGGAAGUAGAACAUCUUCAAAUCUAUCUUAAAAUGAUCUUGUAUAUAAGGUAUAUAUUAUAAUUGUUAGUCUCUAGAAUGGAUAUUAGAUAGUGAUAAUCUAUGUAUUUAAGAAAGUAGUGAACAAAGCCUAAAUACAUGUAUUCAUAUUACCCAUCUUAAUAAUUAGACUUCAACUAAUUAUUUAUCAAAUACAGGUUUAUUUUUAGAUGGGAUGGAUUAUAGAGUAUUUUAUGGUCCUUGCAAAAAAAUAUCAUUUGUAACAAAAGCUUAAUGUACUUAUUCUGAUUAUGUCUUACAAUCAGAUUGCAUUCAUAGAAUAGUUUAUGCCGAUGGAAUACAUAAACUAAAACUUGUACUUUAAAUACAUAUUCCAGAAUAACAACAUAAAAUAUUUGCAUAACAGUUGUAAAUUAUUCCUGGAACUUCAAUAACAAUAAAUUUCAAGCUUUGAAAAGUUGUAAUGAUCUGAAAUUUAAGGCUAUUGCAGUUGGAUGUGCUGUAUAAAGUUUAUCAUGUGUUGGUUAUGAAGGAGGUAAUUGAAUUACUAUUUCAACUAUUUCUUCCACUUGCAAUAAUUAAAAUCAAUAAAUAAAUUGUUCUUAAUUUAUUAGUGGUUAAGGCCUCUAUGUUUGGAAUAACUCUAAUUAUCCAUUUUCACUAUUAUAAUACUGUAAUUAAAUAACUGAUGCAACUAUUUGUGGAAAUUGGUUGAAUUA